Messenger RNA from Cadophora gregata, 3414 nucleotides. RefSeq lists its product as uncharacterized. Lineage: Eukaryota; Fungi; Ascomycota; Leotiomycetes; Helotiales; Ploettnerulaceae. Gene Ontology annotation, cellular component: mRNA cleavage and polyadenylation specificity factor complex. Bases 204 to 2393 code for a protein of 729 amino acids. The record is from RefSeq and is a predicted model, not a curated record. The transcript has 7 exons.
AACUCAAAGAGCUCUUAUCUCUCUUUCUUCAACAGAACGUCGACCACAAAAUUCCAUGUAGGAAACCCCCAUGCCUAUCUCGACCACCGGAUCGUUUUCUGUGCGACUACAAUUGAGAUAAUAGCUUCAUUCAUAUCGCACAUGCAGAUCCAGGAACCCCUCGCAGAGCUUCGUGCCAGCUACUCAAGCAUCUCCAGGAUAUCAUGGAGUCCCCCGUCCACGAUCAGAUAAAACAACUCGAGAAUGCGCGCAAAUUGGUCUUGAAUGAUGCCAUACACUAUCCACAAGUCGUGCAGGGAAUUCUCCCAAUAGGCGCUCCUGGCUCGAGGGUCGAGCUACGACGAUGGGUUUCCGAAUUCCUGGCAGAAACAUUUGCGAGUCCAUCAGUCGCGCCGCAGCAAAAGGAAGCGAUGAGUCUGAUUGUGUUGGAGACGUUGAAGAGUAUGAUUGAGAACCAGCAGGAGGAUUCGGCUGUGGUGAAAAGUGUGGUGCAGACUGCUGCUAGCAUAUAUCCUUUGGUGUUCAGAUGGAUCAUCAACAACUCUUACGACUCAGCAACCUGGGAACGAAUGCUCGCCAUUAAGUCGAGAAUACUGCGGAUGUGGGACAGCGCUGCUCCUGGUGUACGGAUAUGCUGCAUUAAAUUUGCCCAAAGAGUAGUAUUGGUUCAAACAAAAGGCCCAGAUGCCGAUCCAAGACGUGGCGAUCCCCUGGAAGUCUCUCUUUCCAUGGUACCUCAAAAUCAUCCCCUGAUACCACCAAAGAACCUCGAAGCGGAAGCGUCCGGUCUGUUGGACAGAAUGCUUGCAGUAUUCCAUGAGAAUAGCAGCGAUGCGGUACUUGUUGAUGCAACGUUGAACUCCCUCUCUACUCUAAUACGUGCCCGCCCCCAUAUUUCCAGUAAAAUCUUGAGUGUCAUCUUGAAUUUCAACCCGCUAAAGCAAGCAAACUCCCCUAUGACCCCUAAACUUCGUGUCAUGGUCAAGUCUAUGGAGAAGACCACUCGAUCGUUGCUUCUCCAUGUCCUCAAACGCGACCAGCAGCAUCCAUUAGCUGGAAAGAUGCAUCAAUACAUCGAGCGGAUGAUGAGAUCAAAAUCAGAUAUAUUUGAUGAAUCCGCACGGAAACGCGGGCCUCCAGAACCUACAGAUGGCUUCGAUGCUGCAAAGCGACAGAAGUUGGGGGCUCCUGUAUCGAGACUGGCUCCAAGACUCAAUGUGCCACCGCUUACACCAGGACCACAUACAAUUGCAGAACUGUUCACAGUUACUACGGAUGAUGCAUUGAAGACUUUUGACGUAUCACAGUUGUCUGAAGACUUGGUUCUGAAGAUUGGAGUUACUAUCAUGCAGAAGAUCGAUGCAGACACUCUCAAUCAAGCAGUUGAGGGUGUACGCCAUAGAUACAAGAUCUUGGAGGCUGCCGCGCCAGUCAUUCUCGAUCCAGCCACUGCUCCAUUAGGCGUUGAUGAGGAAGACGAUGAUUAUGAGCCGGAUUUCUACGCUGCAGAAGAUACGGAACAGAUAUUAAACAAGCUCGACAUUGCGCCUCCAGAGGAGACAACAGUCACAGCUCCCAGUGUAGCUCUUGGACAUUUUAUGCUCCCUGCACCUCCACCCUUGACUCUUGAGCAAGCUAGCCAAGUCGGCCAAGUGACAAUCGUAAAGAUGUUUGAUAUAAUGAAGUCCUUAGACGAGAGAGGCAAGAAGUCUAAGGCCGGUAUCAACAGACUUGCAGCGAGUGCAUAUGAUCGCGAUGCAUGGGUCACUAUUCUCAGCCGGAUAGCCACUCGUACGCCAGGAAUGUUAGAAGAGGCAAAAGAAAUCAAAUCAGAGCAAGAUGGUUCAAUCUCGGGAUCUCUCGCCACAAGAAUCCGAGAAUAUCUUUGCGCGUAUAUUUUAGAAGAUUUCCGGAAGCGCCUCGAUACCGCACUUACUUGGCUUUGCGAAGAGUGGUACAACGACAAGAUCCAGCUAACGUCUUGCCCAACCGCACCUCUCCAUUACGAGGAAUGGGUUCUCAAAGUCUUGGAUGGCAUGGUGCCAUAUUUGGAUGGUCAAGACAGAGGUUUGGUCAUCAAAUUCCUAGGCGAGAUCCCUGGCUUAAACAUGGAUGUGUUGGAUCGCGUUAAAGGUCUUUGUAGAGAUCCUGCGACGGUCAAUAUGGCGUUGCAGAGUCUGCUUUUCUUGGUUGCUUAUAGACCGCCGGUUAGGGAGCUGGUUUUGAAUGCCGUGGAGGAUAUUUGGGAUACUUAUGAGGAUGCCCGACCAAUGGUAGUGAAACUAUUCACCAAAUGGCGACCAGGUCUCCCAGACCGCCUGAAAGCGGCCGAUCCGACCGUGGAAGUAGAAGAGCAGAAACCGAUCAAUGGUGAUACUGCUGUGGCCGCUUGAAAUAAAGCCGUGCCGAAUUUUCAUAAGAUAAAAGGAAACAUCUCACUUUAUUGUACUUUAGCAUUUCUUCUUUUCGUCUGACGCUACUUCGCGUCCACCGCAGCGUGUCGUUGCGCCCAUGUAUGUUUUGGGCAUGGUGCAUUCAUUGGCGGCGUUCAGGAGUGGGAUUGAUAACUGCUCGUCUUGAUAGCGAGGAGGUGCAGCAUGGUCUGAUAUCAAGACUUAGGGGGAACAGGGAUGGCAUCGGCAUUGGCAUUGUAUUUGUGUACCGAAAGACGGCUGCGUGGAUGUAGCCCUGCAUUAUGGAUAGGAGGCAAACAUGGCAGACAGGUAGCUGCUGAAAGCGGACAACGUGACUCUAUCUGGCUGGCUGCCUUAGUUGUGGUAGUGCCGGAAAGAAUGAAUUGACAAUCCAACGUGGUUUGCGAACUUUUUAAGGGUUGAAUUUGUCCGUGGCAAGUGCCACUUUGAUUGGCUAUGAUCGAACUUUCCGAAUACCUGAUCUCUGCAUGAUUUCAUUUACCUCCUAUUCCCUACCGACCGCGUUCUUGGGGGCCUUAUAUCGGGAUGAUAAUGUGGUUCAAAGUCCCUUGUUGACAAAGUCAAGGAAAGAAGGGAAGGUCAAGCGACAUUGUGGCUUUGCCCCCAUUAGCCACAGAGAGGAAGGUCCCCAUCGCCCAGUCCUCACCCUACGGGGGUUUUCAUGCAGACAACGUCUGUAAAGUGUCUGCAUUUUAUCUAUGUUCCUAGUAGUAGUAAAAUACAGACAAAAUUCAGACAAUGUCUGCUACAAGUGUGUCCAAAAAGUGCAGACAAUGUCUGUAAUAGACGCAUGAAAAAGCACAGACAAUUUAGUGUGUAUCACAGACUUUUCAUGUUUUAAUAUAAAGUUAAACACAGACCUUUUACUACUUACCUCCGGAACACUCGGAAGGGAGACCUACCUUAGGAGGAAGGGAGGGAGACCUUAGGAAGGAGACCUACCUUAGGGGGGAGGAGCGAGACCUACCUUAGGAGGGAG